Molecule: messenger RNA, 778 nt
Organism: Vigna unguiculata (cowpea)
Lineage: Eukaryota; Viridiplantae; Streptophyta; Magnoliopsida; Fabales; Fabaceae
Source: RefSeq, a predicted model, not a curated record
UCGACUUUUGAUCAUGUGCGUGAUCAAGUUUUAGCUGGUGAUCAAAUCCCUUCGAUGGACAACUUAGUUACUAGACUUCUUCGUGUACCUACAUUGGUCAAAGAUGAAAGUUCAACUGAUGUUUUUGAAACAUCAGCAAUGGUAGCACCACGAGGAAGAGGAGGAGGUCGGAGCAACCGUGGAGGACGUGGUGGUCGAAGUGGGCGUCCUCAAUGCUCAUAUUGUAAUAGAAUAGGCCAUACCCAAGACAAGUGUUAUUCCUUACAUGGUUUUCUCGAUAAAGCUGCUCAUGUGUCCAAGUCUGAUCAUUCAGAAUCUAGAAUUUCUGAUGAAGAGUACCAAGAAUUCUUGAGGUACAAAUCUGAGAAAUCCAACAAUCCUGGCCCAUCCUCUUCAAUGUCAACUGCAUGCAUCUCUCAAUCUGUGGAAGGUCUUAGUUCAUGGAUUCUUGACUCAGGUGCCUCAGAUCAUGUCUCUGGAACAUGGUACGGGUCGUCUGAUUGGAGAAGGACAUGAGUCACGGGGACUUUAUUUCCUAAAACCAAGCUCCUCAGUAUCUUCUUUUGCAACUUCAUCCCCAAAACUUUUGCAUGAUCGUUUAGGUCACCCAAGUUUGUCCAAGCUGAAGAUGAUGGUUCCGAGUCUCAAACACAUUCAAGCCUUAGAUUGUGAAUCGUGUCAGUUAGGAAAGCAUGUUAGAUCUUCCUUCCCUAAAAAGUCUGAGACACGAUGUAAUUUUGCUUUUUCUACUGUUCAUUCUGAUGUUUGGGGACCAAGU